Mustela lutreola (European mink) is the source of this 1955-nucleotide messenger RNA. RefSeq names its product lymphocyte antigen 6 family member H (gene LY6H). Gene Ontology annotation, molecular function: acetylcholine receptor binding; acetylcholine receptor inhibitor activity. Gene Ontology annotation, cellular component: plasma membrane. The coding region runs from base 1258 to 1680 and encodes 140 amino acids. Gene Ontology annotation, biological process: acetylcholine receptor signaling pathway. The transcript is spliced from 4 exons. NCBI's taxonomy places the organism in Eukaryota, Metazoa, Chordata, Mammalia, Carnivora, Mustelidae. The record is from RefSeq and is a predicted model, not a curated record.
CACCUGCCACCGUGUGACCUUGGGCAGGGAGCUCAAGGUCUCUGUGCUCGGGCUUCCUCAUUAUAAGGUGGGGAUGUGGAGAGUCCUUCCCCGCGGGUGGGGGGGGAGUCUCUAACGUCGCAGGUCGCAGGUGCCGGGAGCAGAGCUCAUAGCAAGCGCCUGGUCAGUGCCCACGGCGACUGGAUCAUCUCACGAGGGCGUCUCAGUGAUGAUCCUUUGUCGGACGCGAGGCUGAGUGAAUCUUCUCCUUUGUGGUGCCAGGCCCAGGGCAGCGACCCGCCAACCGGGGCCACUCGGUGACUAUUUUUUGGCCAAAUGAAGGAGGGCAAAGAGGAAGGGCCCCCAGCACGUGCUCAGCAGAGAGGAUUCCAGGCUCCGGGACAGACCGCAAGUGCAAAGGCACAACACUCGGAAGCUUCGUGGGGCCGGAACGCGAGGGACAAAGCUGAAACGGGCCGAGCGGGCAUCCGACGGCCUUGAACGCCGCGACCAGCACUCGGGCCUCCGCCCUCGGGCGGGGGGCGGGCGUGGUUGGAGCCCCAGGCCUGGGGGCAGUGGUGGCCAGCGGGGGCGUCGCGGGUGCUCCGGGUCGCGGCGGAUGGGGGGAGCGCAGCCUCAAAGCGCCGGACCCGGGAGCCGGGACGGCGGGGCUGGGGAGGGGACGCUCCGAGCACCGGAGCCCGCGGACGGGCCCUGCGCGAUCACCGUGGCUGUUACCUCCUCCCCUCUCUGCGUCUUUGUGCGCUUCGCUCGCUUCCUUUCGCAGUAAACGUCCUUCCGAGAGAUUCCGAGGGGAUCUCGGCCAAGCAGCGGGGAAGCGAUCUUGCCCACGCCGGGGAGGGCUGCGCGGGGCGGCCGCGGCGGGAGCCGGCACCGGAGGGGGCGGACGCGCGGGCCCGUCGUUGGCUGUCGAGGGGCGCGACCCGCCGCGGCCCCCGGAGCCCCCCGCGCCCCGCCCGCGCUUCUCCCGCCGCCCCCGCCCCCCGCGCGCCCCCGCCCCGGCUCCGCUCCGCCCCUCGCGCGGGGUCCGCGUCUGCGGCUGCGUUCCCCGAAAGACAAGGCUGCGCCCGGGUUCUGGUCCGCAGGGAGACCGAAGGGCACCGCUCCCUGUGCCUCCCAGAGCCCCGGAGCGCCGACCCCCCAGGGAUGUGAGUGCGCCCCCGACCCGAGGCCCGUGCUCCACGCCCCGACCUGCGGCCCGCGCCCCGGAGGACCUCCGCCCACAACCCCCGCGCCUUCCCGAGGCCAGCCCGGAGCAUGCCGCCUGCGGCCCUGAACAGUCUCGGCCUGGUGCUGCUCGCCGGCCUGCUGUGCUCUGCGCCCGCUCACGGCCUGUGGUGCCAGGACUGCACCCUGACCACCAACUCGAGCCACUGCACCCCAAAGCAGUGUCAGCCAUCAGACACAGUGUGCGCCAGCGUGCGGAUCACCGACCCCAGCAGCAGCCGGAAAGACCACUCUGUCAACAAGAUGUGCGCCUCGUCUUGUGACUUCGUGAAGCGACACUUCUUCUCAGACUAUCUGAUGGGCUUCAUUAACUCUGGGAUCUUAAAAGUGGACGUGGACUGUUGUGGGGGAGACCUGUGCAAUGGAGGGCCGGGGGUGGGGGGCAGCCCCUGGGCCCUGGCGGGGGGGCUCCUGCUCAGCCUGGGGCCCACCGUCCUGGGGGCUGGGCCCUAAGCUCCCACCGCUGCAGGCCCCCCAGCUUCCUCCCCAGAGCCUGGCCUCACCCCUCCCUGCACAGGGAAGCCUCCCUCUCUCCACCAGCUCUGAGCUCCGGCCAGCAGGACGGCUCCAGGAAACCUGGUGUCUGAAGGAGGCCCCCGUGGGGGGUGUUGGUCUGGGGGCUGGGACCCCCAGGUCUCCUAGGGGAAGCCAGGCAGAGCCAGGCCCAGCCCAACAGCCCGGCUGUGUGGGCAUCUUCCGCGGAGAAAUAAACUCACUUGUGGUCCAGA